This is a messenger RNA of Anopheles coustani, 3093 nucleotides long. It is a transcript of the gene SCCRO3, whose product is annotated as DCN1-like protein 3. The coding region runs from base 815 to 1879 and encodes 354 amino acids. Gene Ontology annotation, molecular function: ubiquitin-like protein binding; ubiquitin conjugating enzyme binding; cullin family protein binding. The transcript has 2 exons. The record is from RefSeq and is a predicted model, not a curated record. Lineage: Eukaryota; Metazoa; Arthropoda; Insecta; Diptera; Culicidae. Gene Ontology annotation, cellular component: ubiquitin ligase complex. Gene Ontology annotation, biological process: positive regulation of ubiquitin-protein transferase activity; protein neddylation.
CGCUGUUUUCCUGUUGUCGGGGAAAAAUUUAGAUAAGAAUUGUGUAGCAUACAAGAUUCUUUUAGCAGAACACUACGGAGCAAACUGAUGGAUGUUGUUGCCGGUUAUCGACAAUAGACAGAGGUUAACAUUGCUCCAACAUCUACGGCAUCGCUCAUGCUCCUGUGGAAGCCAGCAAGAACAAAAGAACUAGCAUGAAUGGAAGAUAGGUGAACUAUCUAAACGGUAUUACAACUAUUCCAUUGUGUUUUGCAAGCCCCGUUAGCAUCAAGUGCUUACAUUUUCGCGUGAAGAAAGUGUGGAAUUCCAGCUAACAGCUGCCACCAUCAGACGGCUGUCAACUUUGUCAAGCACAUCCCACAACAGCGUUGCGAUGAUUCCUGUUUAGACCUGUUGUAUCUUGUUGCCGUUUAGCGAACAUACAAGCGCGAGCAAAGAAGUGGUAGCGUAGUUUGUGCCAAGUGACCCCGUGAAAAUUGUGCCAAUUGCGAGAAGAAAGCAGGAACAGUACGCGGAAGUGGUAUUUUCCAUCUACUGACCACCGGCGUAAGGGCUAUGAAUCAACCAUCUAUCCGUCAAUAAGGAGAUUGAUGUGGGAAGGGUUGUAAAAUGGUCCCAUGUUUCGAAUGGAAUACAACGCAUCCGAUAUGAUCGAUAAAGCACGAUCUUUAGUGGCAGUGACAGUAGAGUACACGAGACUGGGACUUCAAGUAGCAGCAGCAUAGUUCGUGACCACGUACAUGAGAGGAACACAGAAAUAGCGACACGAGAUAGAGCUGGAGGGACUCCAUCAACAGGCGACAAACAAAUCAUCAUGGGCAGUUGCUUAACAUGUUUCCGGACCCCUCCAAAUGCGAACGUGGCUACACCGGGUUGUCCUGCGACGAGUGCUGGCGGUGCCGGAGUAGCACACGAUCCGGCGAUGACGUACACAGAGAUGGAACAGGUUGCACAUGAAACAGACGAUCUCCUUCCGGUGAGUCCCCUGGGCCACCAUAUGGGUCUAUCAGAAAGGUGUAGUGGAGGAAGCUUUAAGAAGCCCGGCUCCGGCGGAAUGUUGAACGGCAACAUUAGCUGCUCGAUGGUUGGCAGUGGUGGAGGACUGAUCGGCGGCUCCGGUGGGGCCAUCGGUGGAGGAUUGACGGUCGAAAGCACGAACAACAACGGAAUGGGCAGUAAGGAGUGGAUCGGUGGAACAGUUGCCGCGAAUCAAACGCUGCUUUCGGACAACGAACUGAACAAACUGUUCGAGAGCUACAAGGACGCGCAGGAGGACGCCAUUCUGUCUGAGGGCAUUGAGCGGCUGUGUGGCGAUCUCGGCUACAAACCGGACGACUUUGCCAUCCUAGUACUGGCCUGGCGCUUGGACGCAAGUCAGAUGUGUCAGUUUACGAAGGCGGAAUUCAUUCAAGGAUUGCAACGAAUGAAUGCGGCAAGCAUCGAGGACAUCCGCACGCGCUUACAGCAGAUCGUCGAACGACUGCGGAUGGAUAGUACGGAGGACUUUAAAGCGCUGUACCGGUUUACUUUCCGCUUCGGGCUCGAGCCCGGCCACCGGAUACUCUCGCUCGACAUGGCCAUCAGCCUGUGGCGGCUCGUGUUCACCGUGCACACGCCCGACAUCCUGCAGCGCUGGCUGGACUUUCUGGAGCAGCAUCAGAACAUCCGGGGCGUCCCGAAGGAUACCUGGAACAUGUUUCUGAACUUUGUGGAAACCUGUGAUAUCGAGCACUACGACGACACCGAGGCGUGGCCUAGUCUGUUUGACGAUUUCGUCGAGUACGAGCAGGAGCGCACCGGGCACCAGAAGACGAAGGACGACGACAGCGGCGGAGAACCACCGCCACCGUUAAGUCUCAACGAACACGAUGGUUCAUAGUAUUCGAACGUUAAAUAAUUUCGCCGUUUACAUCCACAACCACAUACCGGUCGCCUGUUCUCAUCUCUUCAUCCUAUCAACCCAUCAUGCACCAUCUUCCCCUCAUCGUUACCUGGUGUUUAGUACGCCAAUGUUUAUUUCGUUGCCAACAAAACUGCGCGCAUUCGGUAAGCAUGCAAACAACAAUCUGCAAUAUCUGAUUGGUAAAGGUGGACCUAUCCUAACUAUCUGUGCUAAUGUGCUCCAGUGUUUCUUUUCUGGUAGAGGCAGGCCGUCCGUUUACUUCUUUCACACUUUUGGGAUAAUCAAGAUUCAUAUUCGUUUUAACUAUUAUUUAUUGCACUCUCAUAAACCAUUAACAAAGAUCCGAAGAAAUCGUGUCUGUGUUGAUGAAGUAAAUUCGUCGGCUUUUAAGAACGACAUUAUCCGUUCUUCCUUACUUUCCCAAUAGUUAUAGAUGUCGGUUGUGUGUGAGGCAUUUUUUUAAACAUUGCUUUCUCAAAGUCGCAUCUGAAGGCGAGUUUAGGUAAAGCUAGGAACAAAAUUAAAACCGUAGAAGCGUUGUUGAGUCUCUUGCUGUUGAUGUUUAUGAUGAUAUGAAUCAUACAACUUCGAGGUGCGAAUCUUACAACCAUAUAAAUUAGUAGAAAUGAUCGGACAUUGUUUCGAAACGAGAAAUGGCUGCAUGUCUAAAGACAAAACCGAGGAUAAACCACUACUAGAAGUGACUAGAUCGAGUUUUAAGAGACACGUAUUUAUGAAGGAAACAUGCAAUGUAGGGCCUUUAUCGAGACACACAUGAUUCAUAGGUAAACUAGCGAAUGAAUCAAUUGUUAGGACGCGUGACGAGUACUGAAAAAAAAAACAGAUUAGCUAAAUUUAUGGCCAACAGUAAGCAUAAAAUAAUUAAGAAAAAGAAAACACACAAACUGCGGCAAGUGAAGACAAGGAAAUAGGGGCGUAAUUGUAUGUGAUGGAAGCAUAUAUAACAGUGCACGAUCUUUCGAUUUUUUAAUUACUAAAACCCCUGGCGCGCGAUAAUGUAUGAAUUAAAUGGAACCAGCAAAACGGUGGAAAGGUUGCCGAAAAAGUGCAAUGUUUUCCCCCCGUGCUUAUCGGAAACAUUGCUGCGGAUUCCACGGAUCGAUAUCAAAACUUAGUGUAAUUAUUGCAUUGACUAAAAACGGUUUUGAAAUAAAGGUGAUAAACCUGUA